AAUUGCCUUUUGUAGGGUUUUACUGAUAUUUUAGUUUUUCACGGUGAGUUUAGCUUGCUUCUUCUUCUCUCUCUCAACUCUGGUCAUUCUCUUGACGAUUUUCCUCCUCUAUCUCCGCCGAGGUUAUAACUUCUUGACAUGGGAAGUAAAGGUCGGGUGCCACCCCCUCAUCUAAGGCGGCCUCUUCCAGGCCCUGGCAUAAUGCAUCCUGACUCAUUUGGCCCUGGAAAAUGUCCAAUGCCAGGUGCCUUCCCUCCUUUUGACAUGUUGCCACCUCUAGAAGUUAUGGAACAGAAAAUUGUUGCGCAACAUGUGGAGAUGCAGAAGCUUGUAACAGAGAACCAGCGGCUUGCUGCUACUUAUGGAACAUUGAGACAAGAACUUGCUGCAGCACAGCAUGAGUUGCAAAUAUUGCAUGCUCAGAUAGGAGCUAUGAAUUCUGAGAGAGAGCAGCAAAUGAGAAGCCUUACUGACAAGAUUGCCAAGAUGGAAGCUGAUCUACAAGCUGCAGAACCUGCUAAGUUGGAGUUACAGCAGGCAAAGACAGAUGCUCAGAAUUUGGUUGUAGCAAGGGAGGAACUUAUCACUAAAGUUCGUCAACUGACUCAGGAUCUUCAGAGGGCCCAUGCAGAUGUACAGAAGAUGCCAGCUCUGAUGUCAGAACUUGAUAGCCUUAGACAAGAAUAUCAUCAUUGCAGGGCUACUUAUGAAUAUGAAAAGAAAUUUUACAAUGAUCACCUUGAGUCACUUCAGGUGAUGGACAAGAACUAUAUUACAAUGGCAAGGGAAGUGGAAAAGCUUCGGGCAGAGUUGACAAAUGCCUCUAAUGUUGAUAGAAGAGCUGGUGGGCCUUAUGGCACUGAAACUGGAAACAGUGAGAAUGGUGCCUCUGGUCGUCCUGUGGGACAAAAUGCUUAUGAAGAUGGUUAUGGUGUUCCCCAGGGGCAUGGCUCUCUCCUUCCUGCUAGUGCAGGUACUAGUACUGGUGUCAAUGCGAGUGUUAGUGCUCCUGCUUUUGUUGGAUCUCAAUCUGGGCAUCCUCCUCCAAGGGCUGGUUAUGAUGCACCUAGAGCACCUGGUUAUGAGCCGUCAAAAGGACCCGGUUAUGAUGCACACACGGGAUCUAAUUACGAUGCACAGAGGGGGCAUGGGUAUGAUAUUCAUAGAGGUCCUGGUUAUGAUGCAGAGAGAGGACCUGGCUACGACCCACAAAGAGUAGCUGGGUAUGAUCCACAAAGAGUAGUUGGUUAUGAUCUGCAAAGAGCGCAUGGUUAUGAUGCGCAAAGAGGACAAGCUUAUGAUAUGCAAAGGGGACCUGGAUAUGAUUCGUCUAGGGGUGCUAGCUAUGGUGGACCAGCAAGAGGUGCCACUGCUCCAAAUGGACAAGUAGCUCUGAAUAAUGCACCUUACGGUUCUGCAACACCACCUGCCCGAUCUGGAAGUGGGCAUGACAUACCACCUCGAGGUGGACAUCCUUCUCAGAGAUGGGCAUGACAUACCACCUCGAGGUGGACAUCCUUCUCAGAGAUGGGCAUGAGAUACCUGCACUCGUAUCAAUAUAAAUAUUGUGCAUUAUCAUUUCUUAUAUAGUACAACCAUCACAUUCACAAUCUGCGGCAUAGUGCUGAUUAUAUUGCCAUAUUUGGAGAAUAUUUGAGGCAGACUGCUGACUUCCGAGCCAUUUUUGUGAUGUUUUACUUUAUUUUUAACUUUUAUGAUUGAGUAGAAAUUUACAGGCAGCCGGCAAUGGUUUCCAUCAUUGUAGUGGAUGUAUCUGAAAUAUGAAUGCACAUAAAAUGGUAUACGUUCUUAAUUGUAAUAAUUUCAAAUCUACCGUUUGGAUGGGAUCAGAUGUUUUGUUAUUGUACUCUUUUAAGUUAAAUAUUAUAGGAUGGUUUUGGUGCAAUGGACAAAGUAAUACUAUAUAUAUCAAUUUUAAAUAUAAUUGAUUAUAUAUUUCUGUA
Messenger RNA from Mangifera indica (mango), 1964 nucleotides. RefSeq names its product protein FLX-like 2. The transcript is spliced from 5 exons. Lineage: Eukaryota; Viridiplantae; Streptophyta; Magnoliopsida; Sapindales; Anacardiaceae. The record is from RefSeq and is a predicted model, not a curated record. Bases 139 to 1494 code for a protein of 451 amino acids.